This is a messenger RNA of Apodemus sylvaticus (European woodmouse), 944 nucleotides long. RefSeq names its product plasminogen receptor with a C-terminal lysine (gene Plgrkt). The coding region runs from base 216 to 659 and encodes 147 amino acids. Gene Ontology annotation, cellular component: plasma membrane. NCBI's taxonomy places the organism in Eukaryota, Metazoa, Chordata, Mammalia, Rodentia, Muridae. The transcript is spliced from 6 exons. The record is from RefSeq and is a predicted model, not a curated record. Gene Ontology annotation, biological process: positive regulation of plasminogen activation.
ACUGUCAUAGUCAACCAAUCCUGGGGCUCUGCCCAGCUAGGUACUGUCCGUGCGCUGAUCACUCUGGCUAGAGGCCUUUGCUGUGGUCACCGUCCCCGCACCGUGUCGCGUGAGGGACACUCCCGUUUGCCUUCUACCUUUGAUUGUGUGCCUGAGAUUUCCCCGACUCAUCCAAAGUCCAAGUCCAAGAGUGCAAGGCCCAGAAGGAGGUCCAGAUGGGGUUUAUAUUCUCAAAAUCUAUGAACGAAAACAUGAAAAACCAACAGGAGUUCAUGGUUAGUCAUGCUCAACUUCAGCUGGAAAGGCAGCUGACCUUGCAGAAUGAGAUGAGAGAGAGGCAAAUGGCUAUGCAGAUCGCCUGGUCUCGGGAAUUCCUCAAAUAUUUUGGAACAUUUUUUGGCAUUGCAACCAUCUCUUUAGCAGCUGGAGCAAUAAAGCGAAAGAAGCCAGCCUUUCUCGUUCCUAUAGUUCCACUAAGCUUCAUCUUCACCUACCAGUAUGACCUGGGCUACGGAACUCUUCUACAAAGGAUGAAAAGUGAAGCUGAAGACAUACUGGAAACAGAAAAGACAAAGUUGGAGCUGCCAAAAGGACUGAUCACCUUUGAAAGCCUUGAAAAAGCCAGAAGGGAGCAGUAUAGAUUCUUCUCAGACAAAUGAAGUCACAGUUAUCCUCAAAGCACAUAUUGUGUCUCAAAAGCACAAAAUUGUUGGCUUGAAUCAUGGUGUUUACAGUUUUUUAAAUGAUCAAGAUUUUGAUACAAUGCAUUUUUAUUUUAGAAUAUUAAAAUUCGAAAUGAAUUUGUGGAACUAUUUUAAAGUAAAAUUUCUAACACUCAGCCAAAUCAUGUCAGUAUUCUAAAUAACAUUCAAAUUUAUUGUGUGUAUGUGUGUUUUACAAGUAUCCAAGUACAAAAUAAAUAAAUUACAUUGUUAUGAAUUUGA